Molecule: messenger RNA, 7938 nt
Organism: Phasianus colchicus (ring-necked pheasant)
Lineage: Eukaryota; Metazoa; Chordata; Aves; Galliformes; Phasianidae
Source: RefSeq, a predicted model, not a curated record
UUCAUACUAGCAAAAUGAGAUAAACCAAGUAAGUUAAGGAAGAAAUCUGUGUUUUUUUUUUUUUUUUUUUUUCCUGAAACGUUAUGGUUGUUAAUACUUAAGUGAUGGUAUCUAUUUGCUACUCAUUUGUGUGUAACUCUUGCCUUUCUCUGGCACUAGUUUUCAUCCAGGAAACCAGACCAGAGCUGUGGAAAUAGCGUUACUUAGAGCAGUGGUAGCAAAUGUUGGGAUAGCUGGUGUUACUGCCUGUUACUACUUACCAUCCACGGUUGGAGGUUGGUCAUAAUUGAAACUUCCUUCUUUUUGUUUUAGACUGAGACUUGAGAAAUGACGGUCGGUACCUUUUCCCCUUGCUUUGGCUUUUGUCUCCCUCUGCUGGGCGUUUUAAGAACUUCCCAGUUGCGUACAGCACUUCUAAACGCAGUACUUAGGAAUUUACGUAGCAAAUGCGUCGUAAAACGUUUUCAUCCUUCAGGACGAGAUCCUGCUGUACUUCUGUGGAGACGUCACGGGACGAUUAGGCGCUCCCCUGCGCGCAGCGCGUCCCGUUGCCGUGAGGCGCAGCCUGGCUUCGUGCUGCGGAGGACCGGCCCGCGCCGGCCGCGCGAGUGGCGCCCGCACUGCGCGGCGUUCGCGGCGCUUUUCCGCGGCCCGGCUCCGCCCCUCCGUGACGCCGCUCUCGGAGCGAGCCAAUCCCCCGGGCCCGGCGCAUUCAAACGGGGCGGGAGGAGGGCGCGAGCCGCUGUGGGGCGAGCGGAGGCGAAGCGGAGGGUUCUGUGAGAAGGAGCAACCAAAUAUAAUAUUUUAGGAAGCAGUUGUAUGUGCUAUCAUCCUGAUGUUAACUUGUUUGAAGACAAAAUGCCAGUUUACACAGUUUCUGUAAGCAAGACCUAUACGGCACGACGUACUACCACUUUGCAGAAGAUAGCUUCACAAAAUGCAUUAACCAGCAGCAAAAUGUUGGGGCAGCAACUGGCAUCACAUGUGUCAGGAAAAGACCAGGACAGUCUUCUGUCACGUUCCCAGAAUAAGUCUGAGGAAGUAAAUAGGACCUAUGUGAUUUCAGCCUGUAAAAAUGUGGAUGACACGUCACUUACACUGAAACCUCAGGACAGAUUAACACUCCAGAGGAGAACUAGAACAAGCAAAAAUUUGGCAUCAAGUAGUGAGCAAUCUGAUAAAAAUACACUCCAGGGCACAGAGAAUAAGCAAACAGAGAAAAGGCUUACCCUGCAGAGGCGUGUGAAGAGUGGCUCUGUAGAAAAGAGUACAGUUAAUGGGAAUGCUGUGCCUGGAGCAGAAAACUGUGUCUUUGCUGAAGGAAAACACAAGACUGCACUUCAACGCGAUAUUAGUAAUAAUGAUACCCAUUAUAUUAAACCAAGCUGUAAGUUAGCUGAGGGUCAACAAGUUACGAAGUUGAGUUAUAAGCCCAAUAGCAAGGAUUUGUUUGGCAAUGUUGAAAACGAUGGCUGCGUGCACUCAAAAUGUAGGAUGACUGCUGCUGAUGCAAAACUUCAAAAAGAUGUUCCUAUAUCAGAACAAAUAGCUACCUCAAAGUAUGUUAAUCAGAUAUCAGGAGAGCAGCUGAACGAACGAGGUGAUAUAAGAAGAAUAGCUGGAAAGCCAAGGUUACAACAGUUAAAACAUAACAGCUUAGAAAGACUAAGGACGCCAACAAAAGCUUGGACAGAAGAAUUUAAGCUUACACCAAAGAACAGCACUUUUCAGGUUAAGACAUCUCUAUCUGCUUCAAGUAAACAAACAGCUAAUCUUCCAACCGUGUCAGAAAAGAAAACAAGGUGUCCUCCUGUGGGUAGAAGUGCAAAAGCAGAUGAGAAUGCUGAAACUCUAGCUGAAAGCAACAGCACUGAGAAAGAUAUUUUUAAAGUAGAAAACAGCAAAGUCAUUGUAGCUGUGCGUGUGCGGCCUUUCAGUAGCAGAGAGCAAAAUGAGAGCUUGCUCCCUGUAGUAUCUAUGAGCGGAUCAGAGACAUCUGUACGAAAUCCAAGCACCAACCAACUCUACAACUUCAGUUAUGACUUCUCUUUUUGGUCUUUUGACAAGUGUCAUCCUAACUUUGCAAGCCAAGAAAUGAUUUAUAAAACUUUGGCAUUGCCGCUACUGGAAAGAGCUUUUGAGGGAUACAACACUUGUCUUUUUGCUUAUGGGCAGACUGGUUCUGGAAAAUCAUACACGAUGAUGGGCUUUGAUGAAGACCGAGGGAUAAUUCCAAGACUUUGUGAAGAUCUUUUCACCCGGAUAGCACAGAUGGACCAGCAACAGGUCUUGUAUCACCUUGAAAUGAGCUAUUUUGAAGUUUACAAUGAGAAAAUUCAUGAUCUCCUUGUCUUUAAAGCUGACAGCAGACAGAAGAAACAGCCACUUCGUGUAAGAGAACACCCAGUGUUAGGACCAUAUGUGGAAGACCUAACAGUGAAUGUUGUCAGUUCUUACUCAGAUAUCCAGAGUUGGCUUGAACUGGGAAAUAAGCAGAGAGCAACAGCUGCUACUGUAAUGAAUGACAAAAGUUCUAGAUCUCAUUCUGUCUUCACUCUUGUUAUGACACAAACCAAGGUAAAGUUUGAGGAUGAAGAGCAACGUGAUCACAGGCUUACCAGCCAUGUAAAUCUAAUUGAUUUAGCUGGCAGUGAAUGCUGCUCUACAGCUCAGACCACUGGAGAAAGGCUGAAGGAGGGUGUGAGUAUUAAUAAAUCACUAUUAACCCUUGGAAAAGUCAUUUCUGCGCUCUCCAAGCUGGCACAAAAUGGAAAGAAAACUUUCAUUCCUUACCGGGAGUCUGUCCUUACUUGGUUAUUAAAGGAAAGUCUUGGUGGAAAUUCACAAACUGCUAUGAUUGCCACAAUAAGUCCAGCUGCCAGCAGUACAGAAGAAACGCUCAGCACUCUUCGCUAUGCGAAACAAGCGUGUUCAAUUAUCAACGUGGCUAAAGUAAAUGAGGAUGUGAAUGCCAAGUUAAUCAGAGAGCUGAGAGCUGAAAUUGAGAAACUGAAGGCAGCUCAGAAGAGUGCUCAGAACAAAGAUCCUGAAAAAUACAGACACUAUUUGCAAGAAAUAACAUCUCUGAGGAUAAAAUUGCACCAGCAGGAAAGGGACAUGACAGAAAUGCAAAGGGCUUGGAAAGCGAAACUUGAGCAAGCAGAAAAAAGAAAACUAGAAGAUAUAAAAGAAUUGCAGAAAGCAGGAAUUGCAUUCAAAAUGGACAAUCGUUUACCAAAUCUUGUCAAUCUGAAUGAAGAUCCUCAACUUUCUGAAGUGCUGUUGUAUAUGAUUAAAGAAGGAGAAACUACAGUUGGAAGGUAUACAGCGAAUUCAAAACAUGAUAUCCAGCUUUCCGGAGUGCUAAUUGCUGAUGAUCACUGUGUUAUAAAAAAUACUACUGGCCAAGUGAGUAUUAUUCCACUGAGAGAAGCUAAGACAUAUGUAAAUGGGAAAUGCAUUGUAAACCCAACAGUUCUGCAUCAUGGUGAUCGAGUGAUCCUUGGUGGAGAUCAUUACUUCAGAUUUAAUCAUCCAGUAGAGGUUCAGAAGGCUAAAGGGCCAUCUGGUGGAACUACGUUUUUGCACGAUGGUCCGAAAGACUUUGAAUUUGCAAAGAAUGAGCUGCUUAUUGCACAGAGAGCACAGCUUGAAUCAGAAAUUGAAGAGGCACGACUCAAAGCCAAGGAAGAAAUGAUGCAAAGUGUCCAAAUCGCAAAAGAAAUGGUUCAACAAGAACUGACAUCACAAAAAGAAGCUUAUGAAAGCAAAAUAAAGUCACUGGAAGCAGAGGUGAGAGAAGAAUCUCGUAAGAAGGAAGUGCAAGAACUGAACAAUCAAAAGGCUGCAAGUAAAAUACAGGAAUUAGAGAAGGCAAAGCAAAAUCUUGAACUAGAACUACACUUCAACAAGAAGCGCUUGGAAAUGGAGACACUAGCUACUAAACAGGCUUUGGAAGAUCAUACUAUUCAUCAUGCAAAAAUACUUAAAGCUCUAGAAGAAGAGAAACAAAAGAUUGCUGAAGAAAUUCAAACCCUUCAGAAGAAUCGUGCAAGUGGGAAUAAAACUGUGAAUACUUCUCUUAGCUGGAAUUCUUUGAAGUUAUCUGUGAUGAUCAAAGAAGCCAACACCAUUAGUAGUGAAUUAGGGAAAAACACUAUUUUUAACAGGCAUGACAAAAUAGAUGAUAAAACAGGAUCAGUGUCUUCUGUUCAAGUACAGGUUCGUAACAUCAAACUGCGCAUAGCAACUUUCUGGAGCCUGGAGAAAUUUGAAUGCAAACUAGCAGCUAUGAAAGAACUCUAUGAGAGUAAUGAUAGCAAUAAAGCUGCUGACGUAUUUUAUGACCCUGCUGAUGAGUGGGAACCUGACCUUUCAGAUGCCUCAGUUUCUUCUCUUUCCAGAAGAAGAAGUAGGAGUUUCAUGAAGAACAAGAGAAUUUCUGGAUGUUUGUCUGGUAUAAAAAUGCAGCCAAUCCAGAACAUGCAAGCAUCCUAUAUAUCAGGUGCACAGAAUAAAUCCAGCAUAUGCCCAAACUUUUUUGAUUCUCUUCUUCCUGGAAUUUGCAAAGAAUCUAUAAGUUCAGCUUUAGAUUUACUGGAACAGAAUCACGAAGGAGGAAAGAGCAUUGCAGAUCAUCUCCUGAUUAAUUUGUUUACCAUUUCUUCAGGAGUUUCUGCCAUUUCUAAAGCUUACGAGCAGCAAGAUGACGACUGUCAAAAAAAUUUUAUCUCUCUUGACCAUGAUGCUCAGUCCUACGGCAUCAAAAUUACCUCUGCUUUUGACCAGCUUGUGGUACUGAUCAAGACUUGGCUUAACAAUGUGCAGAAGUGCAUUGGAUCUAUGAAGAUUAAUGAAGAAAUAAAACAGGAAGUAAAGAACUUGGGAGGUUAUUUACAGUUACUGUUGCAGGGAUGUUCUUCAGAUAUAUCCUCAAUGGUCACAGAAGCACAAAGCAAAGUCAAUGAAGCAGUAAAGCAGACGAUGAAAUGCAUAGGACACCUGGCAGUAUUCACAAGAACUGAUAUUUCCUUUUUUGAAGAGAGCACUAUUUCUACAAUCAGCCUACAGGACUUUGUACGUGCUGUUUAUGAUGGUGUAGUCUCAGGGCUGAAUUUGCUUACAGAUACUGUGCAAGAAAAAGCAAGAAUGAUGCAGAAAGAACUAGUGAAACAAUAUCCACAGAAUGAGAUUCAAAGUCAAAUUAAGGACAAUGCCGUGGCUUUAGCCAGAUUCCUUGAAAGUAAUGUGUCUCAUUGCAGAAAGAAAGGAAUACAAUCUCACUUAUCAGAAGAAGAAUGGCUAUAUCAGGAAAUAAAGAGAAGCACUAACAUCGCUGCAAAAUAUUUGGAACUGGAGCGUUGUCUAUCCGAAGUGCAUCAGAUUGUUUCUUCUACCUUACAAGGGUCGUUCAGAAACACGAGCCUGCUCAGGAGCUUUGCGGGAGAGAUUUCUAUCAUAGCUGGAUAUCUUAACAAUUAUUUCAGUUUACUUGCAUUGUCUUCUGCUUCUGCAAGCAAUCCUUUCCAGAGAACAACAAUGCCAUUUAUGAACUUAGAUGAAUUGGACUCUCUUGUUGAUUCACUUAUUUUGAGUUUUGAACUUGAACAAGGACAGAUAAAACAGAGAUCUCAGGUUGCUUGUAAUGAAACUACUGAGACUGAAGGAAGACAAGUUGAAACAGGUGAAGCAGAACUUUCUUGGAGACAGAAGGGAGUUCCAAAACGCACAUAUAAACUCCAGUCACCACCUGCACUUUCAGGGGAGCUCUCACCUGAUAGGGUGAUAGAGUGGGUGUAAAAUACUGCUAUCAAGAAUUCAGGGAAAUAUGUUUUCUUUCCAUGAAGUAAAGGCUUUUGUGGCAGAAGAGCUAAUUCAUGGUUUGAACCAGUGACUGAGCAUCUGGUGGGAAGGAGGGCCAACCCAGGGGAGCUCAGGUGCAUUUAAGGGUUGGCAGUAGAGGUGAGGGUAUCUCACUGGACUUCCCUGCAUACCUGAAACCUUCCUAAGUGAAAACAAAACAAAAAGAGAUCUCCUGAGCUGACAGUUCAUCAACAAUAAACCACCGGAAAAGCUAAUACUUGCAGGUAUCUUUCCAUCUUGUGAGGUGCUUUUUUAAAAUCUCAAUUAUAUAAGUACAAGUAAAAUGUGAAUAGAAAAGUUUAUGAAGAAUUGAAGGAAAGAAAGGGAAUAGCAAGUAAACUUGUAGUCAUCUCUAUUAACGAAAAAAAGAGAAACCCAAACAAAUAAAACUCCAAACAUAUAAAACUGAAGAAUACAUUAAAUGACUUUCAUCCAGUUUCCUAAUGUUACUUCAUUAAUCUCUGCACAACGCUGGUAGGUUAAUAACAAAUACUAAUCUUGAUAGAUGUUAUUGUCUGAAUAUAUUGUUAUAUUAUAAUGUAUUUUUUGCAUACAGAUCUAUAUAGAGAAUAGAGACAAACAUCAAAAGUUAAAAGCAACCAAACAAAAUUUCCCAAACCUACGAAGUAACCAUGAUUGUUUUGAUUUGCUAUUUAAGAGUCUGUAGGUUUACUGAAACUUUAUUUGUAUUGAUUUAAGGAUGUGUUAAAUGGCACCGACACACUUCGCUGAGUACAAAACUGUUUGGUUUCAUUCCCUAUUUGUAUCUUAAAUUGCUGUAAAAAUGCUGUCAUCUAGUAAUGAUGUGGUGUUUUCCUCUAUUUUUCUAUAAAAUUAACGCGCUUCUACAACUCCCUCUAGUGUGCAUACAAUGAUAUUGAUAAAGUGAUACUUAGAAAAAAGAAGCUGCGAUAUAUACUGAUGUAAGCAUAUUUGUGCACAAUCUUGCACUCCAGUGUGAAGUUACAUAUGAUAUGAUCCCAAGAGGUCUCUUCUUGUACGAUUCUGUGAUUUGUUUGCAGCAAAACUUUACUAUCUGUUUGUGGCCAUGUAUGCAAGGAGACAAAAAAGCCCAAGGCAGCUCAAUAAAUUAUGAUGUUGAAAUGUGCUUAUUACAUGCUUUGAAGCAAAGCUAUUUUGUUUUAGAAGUGGAGUUCCUUACAGCUUUAUUCUGGAAUAUGCUAUAUGUAGGUGUCCUAAGCAGUUUCUAAAAGAAAACUUUGCACAACAGACUUGACAAAAUCAGAACAGUAAUUAGCAAAUAAUACUAAAGGUAUUUUCAUUCUCCUGAGCUAUUUUUAUCAGGUUUGUUUGCUACUGGUAAAUAGGACUCAGUUUGUUUGAUAUUCCUUUUUAUUUGCCCACUGCCAAUCUCCCACUUGCAAGGAAAUAAUUUCAAAAGUUCUGUGCAUGCUUCUUACCACUGAAAUUUCAAGAUGAUCAAAUGUGUUAAAUAGUUAUUAGAAAUAGUAGAAUCAGAAAAGCUUACAUCAGUGUUGACUUAUCUGGCUUUCAGUUUUUGAUUAAAACCAGUAAUAUGCAAGUUUAAUCUCUUCCCAUAAUCUUGGAUCUUUCUACAAGAGGAUUAAUCAAAUGGUGAAGAGCAUAAAUAGCGCAUACAUUAUGCGUGUCAUAUUACAUAAGGGGUGUGUGUGUGUGUGUAUGUAUAUAUAUGAGGGCUUUUGUCAGCUAUGUCUCCUAUUUUAUUAUGUUGUUCUGUGAAAUCGGAGGUCUAUGACAUGGAAGUCUAUGUGAAGAUAAAAUGUGCCACCGAAUUCCUCCCUGAGGAAAAAAUGGCACCUACUGGCAUUCUUUGAUGCUUUCUGAACAUUUCUGGAGGACAAACAGUGGAUGUGAACACAGUGAGGCAGUGGGUGGUAAGUUUCAGCAGUGGUUGGCCAUGCAGAUUUGUACAAGCAUGGCAUGUGGGCUCUUAUUUGCAGCUGGUGAAAAUCUAUAGCUAAUGGUGGUGACUUGAAAAAUAGUGUUUUGUGUCUGAGAGUCUGCUGUAUCAAAUAGCAUUGUUAUGGUCUUUGAAUCUGUUGUAGUUUCUGUGGAAAUAAAAAGGCGACAUGA